AUGCCCUUAGUUGAAUUCAAUUUAGACAUCAUACUCAAGUACGGGUAGGCCUUAUACUUAGCCAAUUCUCAAUCUAACUGGGUUGUUGAUAGAAUGUGUCGUAUGACGUGCAUUUAGGUAAAUUGUAUCAGUAAAAUUUAAGGAUUCUAAGUGGUAAAUAUCAUGCGAUGUAUAACAAAACCCUUUUGAGUACAAAUACGCUAUUGGAGACUAUUUUCUCUAGGGUUAAAGUUCCAUUUAAUGGGAGAAAGGUCCAAAUAGGAUUUUAAAUUGGAACAAGGAUCUAGCCAUGACCAUUAGUAUUAAAUAAUUCGUUAUUAUAGAAAAUAAAUGGGAGAAAAGGAAAAUUGAAUUCCUCUUGCAAACCGAUUCCAAGACUUCCAUCGUAAUCCUCAUGAGCAAUCAUGAUUCCAUACAAAAAAGAUUGAGAAACAAAAAAGAUAGCAAAGAUAACUAAAAAAUCUUUACCAUGAGCUUUUAUAUGGACAUAUGUAAGAUUGCUCUGGGAAUCGAAGUUCAAUAUUAUUUAAUAACUUAAGGAAACAGUACGUAAUCUUAUUAUUUCAAGAUCCUAUUGAAUUCAUUAGCAAGCCUUUUACUCUAAGUUCUGCUGACUAAUAAUACCUCAAUUCAAAAGACCUUUAAUUCUCUAAAAUUUCGUCAUGA
Paramecium octaurelia is the source of this 666-nucleotide messenger RNA. The record is from the annotation of a GenBank genome assembly. NCBI's taxonomy places the organism in Eukaryota, Ciliophora, Oligohymenophorea, Peniculida, Parameciidae.